CACACUGAAAAUAGAGAUUCAAUGAUAAUUUCGUGGCCAUAUGAUGCUAUACAUAAGACACACAUUCAUUUUAACAAUGAUACGGGCGAAAUGACACUUGGAAAAGCUCCAGACUGGGAAAUAUCUGGAUUAGGUUGCAAACAGCAAGAUAUAUUACUAUCUUCUUUCAUUAAGCGUGUCUAUGCCGAAAUCAAAAAAAGUGAUGAUCCUGACGAAAGAGAUAAUUCACCAGGCGAACCUUCUUGUAGAGAAGUAGCACAAGUCCGUCAAAGAGUUCCUAAAAAAGCUAUGACUACACCUGAAGCCAUUGUGGAAUUAAAGAAGCUUUGCAAAGAAUACGACCCUUGUUUGAUUUAUACGGAUAUGGUAAAAGUUGGAGAAGGAGCAUCUGGGUCUGUUUAUAAAGCCAGGAAAAAGUGUGACGGAGAGCAAGUUGAAGAAGACGUACCGGUUGCAAUUAAACAAAUACAUCUCAGACGCCAGGUCAGAAAAGAUUUAAUUGUAGAUGAAGUUAGAAUGGGCAAAGAUAAUCAAUCACAUAAAAACAUGGUUCAACAUGUUGAGUCGUAUAUUUGGAAAAAUGAUGUUUGGAUUGUCAUGGAGUAUAUGGAAGGUGGUAGCUUAACAGAUAUAGUCACACAGAUAUUUAUGGCCGAAAGAGAAAUUGCAACCGUUUGUCUUGAAGUAUUAACAGGUCUCGAAUAUCUCCAUUCAAAAGGAAUCAUUCACAGAGAUAUCAAGAGUGAUAACAUCUUGAUUGGAAUGCAAGGACAAGUCAAACUUUCUGAUUUUGGUUACUGUGCUCAGGUUGAUAAACGCCAAUCUAAACGUACAACACUUGCUGGUACUCCUUGCUGGAUGGCACCAGAAAUAGUUUUAAGAAAAGAAUAUGGACCAAGUGUAGACAUAUGGUCCCUUGGUAUUACAGCUAUAGAGAUGGUAGAAGGAAGUCCACCCCAUCUUGAGAACCCUGAACAUGCGAUUCGAAUGCUAACAACACAAAACGUUUCUCCCACUUUAAAGGAUCCAGAUCAGUUGUCACUACACUUUCGUGAUUUUUUGGGAAAAUGUUUACAAUUUAAUGCCGAAAAUCGACCAACCGCUACCGAGUUAUUACAACACCCUUUCUUGACGAGAGCAGCACCUCAAAGUUCGCUUCUACCGCUGAUUGAGUCAGCUAAAAAGAGUGCUGCUUUGGAUGAAUUUUCCUAAGUUAAUUAUUUAUUUUUUAUGUAUUAUGUAUAUUUUAUAAACCC
Molecule: messenger RNA, 1256 nt
Organism: Mucor mucedo
Lineage: Eukaryota; Fungi; Mucoromycota; Mucoromycetes; Mucorales; Mucoraceae
Product: kinase-like domain-containing protein
Exons: 5
Coding region: 22-1212 (396 amino acids)
Biological process (GO): protein phosphorylation; regulation of MAPK cascade; intracellular signal transduction
Cellular component (GO): cytoplasm
Molecular function (GO): ATP binding; protein serine/threonine kinase activity
Source: RefSeq, a predicted model, not a curated record